Prunus armeniaca (apricot) is the source of this 1716-nucleotide messenger RNA. The record is from the annotation of a GenBank genome assembly. Lineage: Eukaryota; Viridiplantae; Streptophyta; Magnoliopsida; Rosales; Rosaceae.
AUGAUACUCCAUCGCUCAGCAACAACAAUGCUUCCACUCUACAAACUAUCGUCAUCUCCCCCUAAACUCUUCUCUCAAUUCAGAUAUUCCUACUCUGUUCUCUCCAAUUCUUUAUCUUCGUUCCGGAUUAGCUUGCUUUGGCUGAGCCACCCCCGCCCUUUCGGAACCGUCACUACUGCCGCGUAUCGGAAAGAAGGAGGAGAUACGUUUUUCACUGAAGAAAGCGUUUCAUGGACUUCCCUUGGCGUAUCCGAUAAGGUUUCUCAAGCUCUCUAUAAUGCCGGCCUUGGCCAACCAUCACUGGUUCAGGCUGCUAGCAUACCAUCUAUACUUUCAGGAAAGGAUGUGGUGGUUGCCGCUGAAACUGGUAGUGGCAAAACGCAUAGCUUCCUUGUCCCUCUAAUUGAUAAGCUAUGCAAUGAACAGAACGAAUCUGUGAAUAUUGCUUCUUCUGAUCAAGGAGUCUCCCAACCCCGUAAGAUUUCUCUUGUUUUGUGUCCAAAUGUAACACUGUCUGAGCAAGUGGUUCGGAUGGCGGACGGUCUUUGUGACGAAAAUGGCAAACCACUUCUAAGUGUUGUAUCCCUAUGUGGGAGACAGGGAUGGCCGGUUAAUGAACCUGAUAUUAUUGUUUCAACACCAGCCGCUCUUCUGAAUAAUAUUGACCCAAAAAAUUUCCGUCGUACGGAUUUUAUACGGAGUGUAAAAUAUGUGGUGUUUGAUGAAGCGGAUAUGCUUCUCUCUGGGGGCUACCAGAAUAAGGUUAUCCGUCUCAUACACAUGCUCCGCUUUGACGAAAAGCUAUUGUCACGGUCAAAUGAACAAAAUCUACCAGAAUCUGAAACUUCAUCACAUUUCAGUACAGAAGAUGAAGACAAUCUGCAGGAUGAAAAUUUGUCAGAAGAAGAGGGAGAUGCUGUGGAAAAUGAUGACUUAGAUGAGGAGCUUGAGGCAGGGCAUGUCAAAAGUACAGACUGGAGGAGAGUGAGAAAAAUUUAUAAGCGCAGUAAACAAUACAUUUUUGUUGCAGCCACUCUUCCAGUAAAUGGAAAGAGAACUGCCGGGGCAGUGUUGAAAAAGAUGUUUCCCGAGGCCAAUUGGGUUAGUGGAAACUACCUCCAUUGUCACAACCCCAGAUUAAAGCAAAGGUGGAUUGAAGUUACUUUUGAUACUCAAGUGGAUGAACUUAUAAAGGCUGUGAAGCAUGGAUUUGAGUCGAGAUCAGUUUCUGGUCAGUGCCGAACAAUGGUAUUUGCAAAUACUGUGGAGGCUGUGGAAUCAGUGGCAAAGAUAUUGAUGAGAGGUGGCAUUGAAUGCUACCAUUACCAUAAAGAUUGCUCCUUGGAAGACCGAGCAAAGACAUUGGCUGAUUUCCAAGAGAAAGGUGGUAUUCUUGUGUGCACAGAUGCUGCUGCACGUGGCAUUGACAUUCCAAACGUAUCACAUGUUAUCCAGGCAGAUUUUGCUACUUCUGCUGUGGAUUUUAUACACAGGGUUGGUCGCACAGCCAGAGCUGGUCAGUACGGACUUGUAACUAGCAUGUAUACUGAAUCCAACCGAGAUCUGGUUGCUGCAGUUCGUCAAGCAGGGGAACUUAGUCAGCCUGUGGAGACAGCAUUUAGCAGGAAAAGAAGCUUUCGAAAUAAGCUUAAGAAAAGAGCAGCUUUGCAAAGGAUCACAGAUUCACGAGCUGAUGAAGAGCGUGUUCUAGCAUAG